This is a messenger RNA of Symbiodinium natans, 7788 nucleotides long. The record is from the annotation of a GenBank genome assembly. NCBI's taxonomy places the organism in Eukaryota, Dinophyceae, Suessiales, Symbiodiniaceae.
AUGCUGGUCCGGAGCGACAAAGUGGCGCUUGACGGGGAAUAUUGCCCGGCAAGCAAGCACAAGGAAGCGGGGCUUUGCACCCGUUCAUUCAUCCGCGAUGUCGCUCGACAUUUGCAGUGCCCAGGAGGCGAUGAGAUCUUCAUCAUGUUCUCUCAUGAAUCUGUUCCGCAAAGGUUCAACACAACAGACGUGGGUUUUAUGAAUCAUUUCCUCUGCGUGAGUCACGUUGAAGAGUCUUGGCAUUAUUUUGGAGCAACCACCACCUCCACCACGUUGCCGUGGCCUAAAGAGGACUCUGCCCGCUUGUUUAGUUGCGAGGAGAGCAUUUGCUUUCAAGGCACAGAGGCCGCCCACUGCCAGGCUGUGGCGGACAAAGUCGGUGCCCGCUACUUUUCGUUUAAUGGCAGCCAGUGUCAAGUGCUGAAAGGCUGGGUGACACAGCCGGAGGUGGAAGGGUCCGCAGAGUCAUGGAGAGCCUGCUCAACUUAUGUCAAUGUCGACACUUGUCCCACGCCGUGUGAGAAAAGAAGCAAUUCCUGCGUCAUGAGGGCCGUGUGCCCCGAGAGCUACCCGAAAGCAAAGCGAAGUGACAGCCAGGACAGCUGCUGCAGCAAAGUGGAUAGUCUUCCAUGCAUCCCUUGCCGGGCCUUGGCAUGCGCCAGUCACCCGUCCGCCUCGGGAGACUUCAAGGCAUGUGCUGAUUUGGCGUCGGAGGACGAUUGCAAAGCUCAGCGCCUGUGCAAGUGGGAGGAUGGACAAUGUGGAGACCCUGAUUUCGUUCCGCUUUCCUCGGAUGUGCUUGUGGCCACCGUCCAGAAAUCCAAAGGCUAUCCAACCUACAGCAUAUCCUUGUUGGAAGGCAUCAACAAGAUACAUCAUGGGAUGCAGUCUGGGUAUGCCCGAUCGGAUUUGGAGGCCAAGGACUUUGGUGGACUUGAAGAAGGCCCUGGAAAGGAAAGGGCGAUAACGUUUUGGGACUGCGGAGGCCUUGAGAGCACCAUUUACCGCAGGCAAGGUGCCACCCUGCCAGACACGCUGUAUUUGGUAAAGCGCUCAUGUUCCUCUCGUCCAGGUGCCUGGUCACUCAUGCAAGCAAGCGACCUAGACUCGAAGAGCAAGUCGGGCGAUCUUGAACUCUUUGGCAACGUGACUGCCUGUGUGGAGGCAGAUCUGCCCGCAAACGCUUUUUCUCAGGGAGAGGCCACGUCGGCUAUUUGGGUUGGGGACACGGAUGUAGAGGCCACUCUCAAUGCAUCCGUAGCAGCUCCGAGUUGCGGCUCCCCCGCGGCGAACGCCACCGAGGGCGAGUCAGAGUCGUCCGAGUCGUCAGAGUCAGAGUCGCCCUUCGCGUUUGGUACUUUGGAAGAUCCCACGCUGUACAGUCUAGGAAGCUGUGAAUGCUUCGGGCAGGAACAUCAGCAUCACGCACCAGUCACUAGUGAAGCUAAGGCGGCUUUGCAGGAGAAUGCUGAGUUCAACAAUUUUGUGCCAGAGUAUCAGCUGCUUGCAACGGGCGACCUUUUCUGUGAGAUAUCGGCGCUCAUUCCGGGCGGUCAAUCCAACGAUGCGACCGAGGACGAAUGCAUUUCCUUGUGCUCGGGCACACAGUCUUGCAAAUAUGCGGUCUACGCAGCUUCCCUCCGCAUGUGCAUGCUGUUCCUGAAGUGCGACUCGAUGAGCCGGACGGGAAUGUCAAUCAAAACCAAGAUCUUCGGGUUUCUUGAACCAACCACAACGUUCUGCCGGAUUGCCGAUGAAGCGGCUUGUUGGUCUUCGCAACUGCGACGGCAGCUUCUGGAAGAACCUGCUGGUGACUCUGGUGACGGUCCUAAGAUCAGAUGUGCGUUUGCAGAUUUCAUCAGCCAGUGCGACAUCAUGGAAAUGACUUUGGGGCAAUCAAACGGAUGCUCCAGAUGCCAGUACCUGUCUACAGAUGAUCCGCUGGCCGAUGGCAGAAGGAAGCUUCCGCUCCCGGACUCUUUCCCAAGUUCAACGCAACUUUCAGUCUCAUGCAGGCCUCACACGCGCAUGAUGAAUCACCACUCAGGCCAGUCCCUUGACAAGUCCAUCAUCACUUGCGUGAGCGGAACUUGGAUCAACGCAAACAGCCGAACAGGCCUGGCUGGGUUCUCUUGCAUGGAGUGCGUUCAAGUCGCACAGCCUCAAUUGGCGCGCUUGAGAAGCUUGAGUUUGCAAGAGAUGUAUUACUUGAGUCGCAGGCCCCUCCAACAUCAUGUCGGGGGCGUGGGCUGCACUGUUGCAACAGAAGCCACGGCAUCACCGCUGCAGAGCCAAGCAGGCUGCCUCUGCACGAAUGCAGACACGCACAUUUGCCCGUGCGAGCAGGCGCCCAAGAUCUACUUUUGGAACGGCCUGCUCAGGACAAAAGGGUUAAACAGCUUGUGCUUGCGAAGGAAAGAUUUUUCUGACGUCGGGUUCGGCUGGUGCACCCACGACUACACCUACUGGAGCUUGGAGCAGGAUUUUCGCCUGAGAGUGGAAGACACUGACGACUGCCUGUGCCAAGACGAUCAAGAGGAGCAGGGCUUCAAGACAAAGAUUGUCCCUUGUGAGCUGUGCGAAAGCAUCUGGUUCUUCGAUGGAGCCGCCUGCGAGUUCAGCAUGGAGCUUCUCCAGCCAGAGCCACCUAUGCAGUUUUUGUUCAAGGGCAAAGGUGGUAUCUUCUUCGGCAUCUCCGAGAAGAAGCUCAAAAAAAACGUGACGAAGUCUGUGAGCAAACGCUCCAGCGUGCGGGAGCCAUGGAGGCGGUGGAAAUCGGAGGCGGCAGAGAGGCAGGUGAGCAGGGAAGCAGCCUCGGAAGAUUUCGGGAGCUGCGAGGUCUCGCUUUCUGUCAGCUUGGGGAUGUAUGGUAAGUACAAGAACAACCAGAUCCCCUUCAGCCUCUACACUGCCGAGAACCAGACCCUUCCUGAACGCUGGACGCGGGCUUCCAUGAUUGGGAAUGGGAAGAUGAGUUUCUUCGCGUGCGUACAAGGCGGUGCUUUAGGCACUGAAGCUGGGAAGGACAUCUUGGCCGAAAUUGCGAAGCUGGAGGCAGCCAUGGCGGAGUACGCGAAAAAAGGCAGCCCGGCGAAGAUCAUUGGGCCCUGGGUUGAAGGUGAUGACGAAGACUACAAAGUCGUCAGGGUCCUGAACGACAAAGAUAUUUCGUGGGGCAAGCUCAAUUUCAAGAUUGGCAUGAAACUGUCAACGCCGUUCAACAGUAACGACUGUGUGAGUGCCUUCGCCGAUUUAUAUGGAUCCUGUUGGGUUAUCGUAGAUUCUCUUUUCCGAUCUUGCGGGCAGAUUGUGGGUUGCGUGGACAACGACGAUGAUUUGUACAUGUGCCAAUAUGACGACGACCUCCCCGUCAGAGGCGAAGACCUUGGCUAUGAUGAAGAUCACAACCCAGACUUCGAUGGAAGGUAUUGCCACGCUGCCUUCAACGCGAUCGAUCCCGAGAUUAUUGAGGACUUCGAGGCUCAAAUAGACGCACUGAAGGAGGAGUUCAGCAAGCGGAAGGCGGCGUGCUCGAGUAGCUUCAGAAUGUCACUGGAGGACUACGAAUCUUUGCAGAUCGAAACCUACGACGAAGAGAACGAACCGGCAGAGGCCCGAGUGUCCUGUGGUUUGCUUAGCCACGGCCGACCCCCAGAAACUGAGCGCCUGGCUUUUGGGAUGACGUCUGGACAGUUCGCUCAGCUCCAAAUGGGCAGCACCUAUCAUGCAGGAGCGGCUGAUCACCGCCAACCUCCCUUCGACAUCGACGAAGAAACUCCGGUGAAGGCGUUUGCGAAGGGAUGGCUCGCGCCCAUUGAGAAUGGUGCGGCGUUUUUUGGAUUGAAUUGUCCGAUGGGCUUCUUCGUCAAGGUGGACAAGACGGCAGAGUCCCCAUAUUGUUCCUAUGCACACUCCGGCAGCGUCAAGCGAGUGUCCACUGUUCUGCUGCCAGCUUCGGCAGUUUGUGACAUGGGAUUCGCUCUCAAGGGGUGGUAUAACCUCCUUGAAACUCCGGUGAAGAAUUCCAAGGAGGAGGAGGCCGUGCAAGGCUUCAGGAUCAUCUGCGUGGAGUUGCCCGGGAUCUCCCGACUCUGCGAGCGCCGGGAUGCCCGUUGCGAGCACGACGAGAUCGUCACGGGGCUGCAAUAUGAAAAAGACCAAGCAAUGAGGUACACAUGUUGCAAGGUGCCAACUCUUUACGGCCAGAAGCUGGGUAGGGGCAACCUGUCUGACAUUGCAGUGUGGGAAGGUGAGUACUGCCCUGUGAGACUUGACAAAACGGAGCGGCCAGUGUAUGAGUCGCAGCGUUUGUUGGUUUCAAGCACAGAGAGGCCGGCAUAUUACAGCACCGACCUCGCAGACAAGAACAACAUGAUCCUCGACAAGCAUGAGAUCACUUGUGGUGCACGCGAGGCUCUCUCCCGGUGGAAACUCCAGCAAGUCGCUGAUCGAUACUUUGUGGCUUUCACAUGCAUUCCAGCCGACUUCCAAGAAUGUUCUUGGAACGAGCAAGACACUGUGCCUUACAACAAGUUGGCAGGGGUGUGCACUGAUUCCCAUGUGUUGGUCGGCAUGGCCUUCGAGCAUGUGUCUGACGGUACUGGCAGCCUGCGUUGGAAGUGCUGCCAGGUUCCGGAUGUCGCGAGUUCUUUCCAAAGAAUUACGAAUGGCAAGCCAGACGCGGAGGACUUCAUGCCAACGCUCGUUUACAAUGACUUUGAUUGUUUUCCAGCCGCGAUGGUCGGUGUCAAGCUGAACGACACUGUGAAGAACUCGGGCCGCGUCUUCUGUGCAGGUCUUCCUGCGGACUUCGCGAAACAGAGGCAAUACAAGCAUGAAGUGCAUUGGGAGCCGAUGCUAGCAUCGUGGACUUUGUCUGUGCAGGGUUCUAUACUCGGUGGUCUCCCAAGUAUGGCAACCCGUCCAGAUCAGGCCGAUCAGGGCCCAGAUUCCAUUGGAACUGCCCAGUCUCUGCCUGAUGUGACAAAGCAGGUGAAGCUUGAGCUUGGAGCCGGCGGCGACGCUGUGUGGCGGCUUUGGGUGAAUGAUUUUGAGAAGAGAGUGGACGUUGGAGGCAGGGGCUUCAUUAUUUGCACAUUUAACGCCUUGACCUUGCAGUAUGAAGCGCUGGAGAGUUUCGAUCAUGCUCCGCUAUUGGAGCAGUUCCUUAAUUCUCAGCCUGAUGGCACCGUUGUGGUGGCCAUGAUACGGAAUCUGGACUCUUUGAAGCAUGCGGGGGCGCUUCUGGCCUUGCACCGCUGUGGAUCGAACCUUCUUGAGCGGAAGGAUGGGCUGCCUUCCGGUUCUUACGCCGUUGUCGGGUUUUGCGCCAGCCAUGUUGGGACUGUUGGGAGGACACUGACCCUCGCAGAGUCGCAACCAACAGCACAGGUCAAGUCCGUCCUCAAGCUGGAGACCCUGCUGGGGCGAAUGUUCACGGUUUCGCCUUUGGAAGACCUGACCGCGUCCUUCGUCCAGGCGGCAGAAGAGCCGGAUCCUUUCCCAGCGGCUAGGCCGAUCAAGCCGGAGAUCCAUGCUUUCCAGGCCGAGCAGCCCGACUACGAUCCAUUUUGCAAGGAUUACGCCCGCUUCCCGACAGGCAGCUGCGAGGGUGCUGAAAGUUGCCCACCGGAGGCUCACCCCUGCUUCCACGUCUUCCAGUUCUCGAUCACAGAAGACUCUUUCUGGAACUGCGCCGACCAAGCCAUCAUCAACAAAGGGCUAGACUUGAUGGACCAGAGUGCCAAAGAUGAGAUUGAUGCAACCAACACAAGGACCGAGCAGAAUUCCAGGAUCGUCCAAGGGGCUCUGUCUGCCGCUGCCGCAGCGAUUUCGGCCAUUCCUUGGGGAGCCUACUCCGAAGCGGCGGGCAAAAGCGCAGAGAUGGCCGAGGAGCAGGCAGCGCUCGUUUUCAAAAAGACCGGACAGCUGCUAAAGUUCAAGAAAAAGUACGCAGGAAGGGCAAAGUUUUUCAAGGAAAACGGAGCGAGAAAUCGCUUCGCCAACGCGGCAAAAAACUCCAUGGAUGUAGCCAACGCAGCAGCCUACCCAGGAGCUUUGGGCUUUACUCGACGAAAUCAGUUCAAGAAGUCAGAGCCGGUCCAGACCGUGGGCGUAGAUGGCCACCCGGCCAUCAUCAAUUUAGAGCCAGCAGAUCCUUACGGCUUCGCGCGAGCUGCCAACCUGAAAGAGUUCGCGACAUUGAAGGUCGCGAGUUGCGAUCCCGUCCAGUAUGGGCUUUCCAAAGUGAUGUGCGACCUUUAUUGCACUGAGCAGUCUGUGAAGCUGGGGACCCAGGCCGUCUUGCAGAACCUGCAGAGAUCGCACAACAUGCUGCUGACAGACUUCGAUCGGCUCCUAGAGUAUCACACACAAACUCUAUUGUGGGGCUUGGGCCAACUGCGUGAUCAACUGGGCAAGGGCCUCUCAAAGAGCAUCUUGGAGUCCGCGGACUCGGCACAAAGGCGCGAAGCCGCGUCUAAAGACCUGGACGAUGGAGAAGAAGCAGUGCGAGAGCUACGGCACCUGUCUGGACUCUUGAGCUCUGGGGAGAUGGACCUUUUGCAGGCAGUUGAGGUGCCUGAAGCACCCUUGGGAACCCUGAGGUGGCACCAGUCAGCUGCACGGCAGCUGCAGGAACGCUGCGCCAUGCUCCUGAACCGCAUGCUGGGCAUGAACGGAACUGAGACGAAGCAAGCGGCCGCAAAUUUGCGAGCCUUGGUGCAAGAGUUCAGUAGCUAUCGUUCCUGGCAUUUGAAAAACUUGAAGAAGGAGAAGGGCCCAGAGCUGUUGACGUCUUUGACUUUGGAGAAGACUCGACAUCUACGCACGGUCAUUGAGAAGCAGCAGGCAGACCUCCAGGCUUCAAGACACUUCCUGGCGCCACGUGAUUUUGGAGAGCUCCUCACGUCUGACUCGGUGGUCAUCCGACUCAACCAAUUGCUCGCUGCUUUCAUCGAGGCUCAUGCAAAGCACACGCUGUUCUUUGACAUGCGCGCCAGGGCCAACGCGUUGGCAGUUGAGUCCACUCAUUUGGCGGAGGACUACGUCUCUUGCAAGAGCGAGAACUCCGAAGGCUUGCAUUUCAGCUGGUCCCGCGUCCAACUGGCAGAAGAGUCGGCCCUGACAGCCCUUUUCGAUGCCUGGGCAGCCUCCCGGGCGGCACAGGAGCUUUUGAUGCUCUCCACCAGCGAAGGCUUGUUCUCUUCUCUAGCAAACCAUGCGGCCGUCAACACGUCUGGCAUUCCCCCGUCCAACUGUGAGCCGAAUGUGUUGGCGAAUUGGGCACACGAGGCCAGCGUCCAGGCCGUAGAUGGCGUGCUGUGGCCGGUUCUCGAGCAAGUCUAUGUGUUGGAGGCCAGAGCCGAUGCUCAAGAGUCUGAGCUACAAAAGCACGUGAAGCAAUACAGCCAACGCAUUUCCGUCAAGGAGGCAACGCAAGCAAUGCUACAGACCGCCACAUCCAUGGCAGAUGGAAGCCAACGUGCGCUCGCAGCCCGAGUACUGAAUGAAGCAGGUCGUUUGCAUUGUCCAGCUCCCGAAGGGUGUCCAUCUGAUUGGAUGCUGUUGGAGUCCCAGGGCUCUUCAUGGGCGUCGCCGGCGCCAGGUGAUGUGUUGCUUGGCGGGCAUGGCGUCGUCCAAGAAUGCUUGGGACCCAACUUAGCGAAGGGGGUUGGCCAGGGCGAACGUGUGACACAACUCACCGUGAGCGAGCAGCCCAAAAUUCAGGAUCUUAAGGCCAAAGUGAGCAGAGUUGCAAGCUUGCUGGCAUGGAUUAGUGCUGAGUAG